AUGGCUCGGAAAGGAAGUCAUAAAGUUAGGACGGGUUGUCUAACUUGCAAAGCACGCAAGGUGAAAUGUGACGAAAGCAAGCCUCAUUGUAAUCGGUGUAUUGCUACGGGGCGCCUCUGCAGUGGCUACCUCACUAAAGUGAGCUCGGGGCUACUCUGGCAACGCCCGCGUCAGUUAUUCCAGAGUAUAGACAAGCCCAGUGAAGGAAGAGCCCUGCAAUACUUCUGUGAGAAGACGGCCCAGUUUUUAUCUGGGGCUACCGAUCCGUACUUCUGGACCCAUCUAGUUAUGCAAUUCUGCAACUUUGAACCCGCUGUUAACCACUCAGUCAUAGCCAUAAGUUCGUUAUAUGAACAGAUGGAAGACGGAGACGGACGGUCCCACUCCGGCGUUCAGCUGAGAGACAACAGCCUUGCACUUCAACACUAUAAUGCAGCUAUUCGCGAACUGAAGACAACUGAUAACCAACCUCUAGUGCUAUUAGUCUGCAUUCUUUUCAUAUGCAUAGAAUUUUUGCAGUCAAACAAAGAUGCAGCCAUAAAACAUUGCAAACAUGGCAUUGCUCUGCUCGACCGUGCUGACUACUCCUGGGCAAAAGAGCACUUGUUACCCGUGUUCCGGCGUCUAAGCUCGUUUCCGUUCCUCCUCGGAGCGGGGCCUUUCGACUUUCCCGACCUUGCAUCCCUUGACAGCUCUCUUCCGACAUCCUUCAACAGCUUUGAUGACGCAGCGUCAGUAUUGGAUUUUUUACAAAGUCGGACGCUACGUGUUGUAAGACUGGGGGACCCGUACCGUGUUGGAAAGUUACGAUACAAAACGGUCCCAUCUGACCUCCUGGAAGAACAAGAGGCAGUUGCAUGUCUUUUGGACCAAUGGCAUAUUUUAUUUGAAAGCCUAGACUCUGGGUCGACGUUGCCGGUAACGCCCGCAACAGAAAUUUACAACUUGGGCAUGGAUUUCAUCGGGCUGAUGUCCCGUGCCAUUCUGCUAAUACGCUAUGAACUUAGCCGUGUCACGCUAAACACGGCCUUCAAGGCGGACGAGAUAUGUUACGAUCAAUAUUUGAAAAAUUUCCAACGAGCCCUCGAUGCAUGCGCGCUUAUCGACAGCGUGGUUCCCGAAGAAGCCCGGGAUCCGUCUAGAAAACGUGAGCCCCAAUUCAUCUUCGAGACAGGCUUCACGGUGUGGCUUCACCUUAUCGCAACAAGAUGCCGAGAUCUGGCUAUGCGAUUAGAAGCCUUGCGAUUAAUGGGAUUACUUGGAGUUCCACGAGAAAACUUGUGGGAACUACGCCAGAUGCAUGCAUUGGCGCGCCGAGUGAUCGAGAUUGAGCACGGUACGAUACUAGACGACGAUGGACGGCCUGCUACUCCGGUCCAAUACCCUGGUCUACCGCCAGAUGAGAGGAGAGUACGACAUACCAACAUGGAACCUAAGCCGUCAGUAUAUAUCGAUUUAAAUGGAAAGGAAGUGUGUGGGUGGAGUGUAGGAUUUGUUAUGCGGGACGAAAAGGACGCGAUCGUGACCCGCACCGAGUUUAUCAUCGCCCCUUAA
This is a messenger RNA of Daldinia caldariorum, 1554 nucleotides long. RefSeq lists its product as uncharacterized. Gene Ontology annotation, biological process: regulation of DNA-templated transcription. Lineage: Eukaryota; Fungi; Ascomycota; Sordariomycetes; Xylariales; Hypoxylaceae. The record is from RefSeq and is a predicted model, not a curated record. The transcript is spliced from 2 exons. Bases 1 to 1554 code for a protein of 517 amino acids. Gene Ontology annotation, molecular function: DNA-binding transcription factor activity, RNA polymerase II-specific; zinc ion binding.